UCAAUCCCUUUGUCCUGAAAAUAGAAAUUAGUAAAUUCAAUACUUUUGAUCAAUCAUGGAAGGAGAAGAGAAGGGCAAGGCAACAUUUUCUGAUCUCUCUUCCUUACCGGAAGGAGUUGUAGCUAAAAUCUUGUCCCUCACGACACCACCCGAUGCCUGCGUAUUGUCGGCGGUUUCCAAGACUUUCCAUGCGGCGGCUCAGUCAGACGUUGUUUGGAACGAAUUCCUGCCCGCCGAUUGGGAACUUUUGAUUUCUCGCCUUAAACCUAACAAACUUAAAUUUGACCCAGUUUCGAGUCCGAAGAAGGAUAUCUUUUUCUCCCUUUGCUACUUCCCAGUGCUAAUUGAUGACGGCAACAAGAGCUUUUCAUUGGAAAAAUGGACUGGUAAGAAAUGCAUAAUGCUUGGAGCAAGGGAUCUCUCGAUUACUUGGGGUGAAAACUCUGACUAUUGGACCUGGGAAGACCAUCCUGAUUCGAGGUUUGCAGAGGUAGCUGUGCUCAUCUAUGUGUGGUGGCUUGAAAUACGUGGAAGAUUAAGUUGCAGAAUGUUGUCUCCUAAAACAGUUUAUGCAGUUUACUUUGUGUUCAAUAUAGAGGAAAGUAGUUACUAUGGGUUCAAUAUUGAUCCUCCUGAUGCAACCGUGGGUAUUCUUGGCCAUGAAAACCAUCCAAAAAGUGUUUGUUUAGACCCUUAUUUGGACCAACCUCAGCAGCGGCAGCGGCAGCGACAGCGACGUGCACCCUGGGAGCGUAGGCCUCAGUCUGAACACAUGCCAGCGUUAGAUCGACCACAUAAGAGACAUGAUGGCUGGUUUGAAAUUGAGUUGGGAGAGUUUAUAAGUGGUGACGAUGUAGACGAUGAACUUGAGAUGGCUCUUAAGGAGGUGAAGGGCUCUUCUUCCAAGGGUGGCCUUGUCGUUGAGGGAAUUGAGAUUAGGCCUAAAAAAACUCACAGGCCUUGAUGUACUGGUGACUAUAUUACAGCCAUGAAAUUAAAACAAGACUCUAAUAUUUUGUUUUAAUAAAUUUGAGCUGAAUUUUAAUUUCA
Cucumis melo (muskmelon) is the source of this 1050-nucleotide messenger RNA. RefSeq names its product F-box protein PP2-B10-like. Gene Ontology annotation, molecular function: protein binding. NCBI's taxonomy places the organism in Eukaryota, Viridiplantae, Streptophyta, Magnoliopsida, Cucurbitales, Cucurbitaceae. Bases 56 to 964 code for a protein of 302 amino acids. The record is from RefSeq and is a predicted model, not a curated record. The transcript is spliced from 3 exons.